Messenger RNA from Phytophthora infestans T30-4, 1258 nucleotides. RefSeq lists its product as uncharacterized. The record is from RefSeq and is a predicted model, not a curated record. Lineage: Eukaryota; Oomycota; Peronosporomycetes; Peronosporales; Peronosporaceae. Bases 26 to 1258 code for a protein of 410 amino acids. The transcript has a single exon.
CGGACCGACUCAACAGCAUAGCGUCAUGUCAACCUCUCGCAGUCGCCAUCACUUGACCAUCGCCGAUAAGAAUCGGCUCCGGCGCCACCACCAGCUACACCCAGAGCUGACGCAGGAGCAGCUACGUGAGUGGGCGUAUGCGACGUUCGGUCAGUGGGUAGCACGCUCUACUGUGGGUCACAUCGUGCGCGCACCCGAAGAAGUAUGCGCCAACCCGGAGGCCACACGCUUCCAGAGUGGCCGCUACCCAGACAUGGAGCAGGAACUGUACGCGUUCAUCGUGGCACGGGCGACGCAGUUGGGCGUGGACCUCAAACAACUGGACAGUAGUGGAGGGAUACUGAGCGACUCGGAGCUAUGGACCAAAGCUAACGAGAUUCUCAAACGCACGCGAGGCAGCCAAGAGAGCGUGUCGGUGGCCUGGGUGCAUCGCUUCAAGAAGAGACACGGCCUACAUCGGUCGCAGUUGAAACGUGCGGCUACGGAGGCGGCAACUCUACAGACAGUUACAGAGCAAACGAUUGAAGAGCAGGUUUCUAACAACUUCGUUCUAGAUACAGAGCUUGCCGAGCCGGCCAGGAAGAAGGUCGCAACUGUUGCUGGCAACCGCUCCCACUUCGUCUCGUCCGACGACAUUUUGCUGCUGACACACGUGCUGGCUAUCAAGCCAUGGACAUUCCCGUACGUGAUGGACGGAUGGCAGCAAGUGACGCAGAACUUGCGACGGGAAGAGUCGUUCCGAUUGGACAAAACAGCGGGCGCGUGUCAGGCGAGGUUGAGUCUGCUCUUGAGUCACUUCAAGGCGGACAAUACCAUGGCAUUAAGGAAAUCGGGCACAGAUGACGAGUUCGACACGAAAUGCGCGUUGCUCGCCGAGGUGACGAAGCAGACGGAGGAGUAUGACAAAGGGAAGAGCAAUUUGCCGGUAGUGGCCGCAGAAUCGUCGCCCUCUGUCCAGCCAAACCCUGUAGCUUUGAAUAUCGCACUCCCUGAUCUAGUGCAGGAGCGAGAGCGGAUGGCUCAACGUCGUCUAGAGUUGAUGGAACGCAAGAUGGAGCGGGAGCUGGCUGCGCAGAAACGUCAUUCGGAGCAACAGGUGGCACGACUGGAGAAACUGCAUCACGAACAGCAACAAGUUCAGCAAGAGCAACACGCACAACUACUCGCGACAAUCCAGCAACAACAGGCGAUGAUGUUUGACCUCAUUAAGUCGUUGGCUCCUGCUCCCGUUGAGAGCCAAGAACAGGCACAAGCGUAG